CCCCCGCCCCACCCGGCCCGCGAAAGGAGGCGGAAAGCGGACAGCCUCCCCACCGCCCUGCCCCGGGCGCCACUCCCAGCUCCUCCGGCUCGGCACGUCCUCAGGGCAUCGCCUGGGACAGGAUCGCGCUGCGCAGACGCCAUGGAGGUGCUGCUCAUCCUGCUGUGCGGCCUGCUGGCCCCCACCGUCCUGGCCAGUGCCAGUGAGCAGGAGAAGGAACAGGACCCUUUUCAUUAUGAUUACCAGACCCUGCGGAUCGGGGGAUUGGUGUUUGCCGUGGUCUUCUUCUCGGUCGGCAUCCUCCUCAUCCUGAGUCGCAGGUGCAAGUGCAGCUUCAGCCAGAAGCCCAGGGCCCCGGGCGACGAGGAGGCGCAGGCGGAGAACCUCAUCACUGCGAAUGCAGCAGAGCCCCAGAAAGCGGAGAACUGAGGGGCCCUCGCGGAGAACCCGGAGGCAGCCGCCUGGACCUUCAGAUGCGAAUGUCGAUGCUUAAGAAAACCAGCCACUCCAGCAGCAGCUCUUUCCCGAGAAGUCAAGGACCCGCGGCUCCCGCAUCCCCAUCCCCGUGAACAGCCCUCCACUUAGUGCCGCGACUGAACCCGCCUUCCCACGCAGCGUGACGUGUCCACGCCCGUGACGUGUCUGUGUGUGUCUGUGUGUGUGUGUGUGUGAUGCCUGUGGUCUUCGUGGCUGCUUGUCUGUGGCUGUCGCUGUUUCCUGAACCUGGACUCACCUCCUGGGCUGGAGCUGAGGCGCGUCACCAUCAGCUCCUCCUGCUCCCCGUGCGCCCCCCGCGCCCCCGCCCCAUCCGGGGUCUGCUCGCUCCUGAGACCAGUCCCUCUCUUGAGUGGAGGUGGUGAGGGUGGGGCCCGGGAGGGAGUCUCCCCUCGUGGGGACUUGGGAAGCUGUGCACCAGCUUUGUGAUCUUCCUCAUGGCCUCUGCCCUCCUUUUCCAGAACCUGUUUCCACAUCCCACCCCUGACCCGGCCUGUGCUGAGGGUCUCUUAGCAACGGAGGCUCACAGCCAGGAGCUGGGAGCCAGCUGUGCUUCAGGCCGCGAGCCCUCCCGGCCUCUUCUCCUGGGACUCUCCCGCCUCCCCUCUGCCCCGCCCCUUGCAGAGGCCAGGCAGGCAGGCCGGCUCCCCUGGGAAUGUGCCCUUGCAUAUCUUCUCAGCAAUAACCCCUUGGGCUCUGGACCCCCGCCCCCGCCACCUCCCCGCUUCCGAGACUCUGACUCAUAGCCCAGCUCCUCUGUUCUCGGACCCCCACCCUCGCGCUGGGUCUGGGGCAGGCGAUCCAUUCUGUUGGGGCCGGCUUCCCGGGAGGCAGCGGGGAGAGCCAGGGGCCUCCAUCUGUCCAUGCCAGGGGUCCUCAAACUGUGGCCCGCGGGCCACAUGCGGCCGCCGAAAACAUGUAUCCGGCCCGCCGGGUGUUUUUGCCGCCGCUGCCUGUCCUGCUUAGCAGCCGACUCGUCCCGGGCCCGCGGUGCGCAUGUGUGGAAUGUCUGAGGGACAGUGAACUGGCCCCCUGUUUAAAAAGUUUGAGGACCUCUGGUCCAUGCCGUGGCCAGGUGAGCAGUGAUGGCCGGCGCCCUCCCUCCACCUGUCACUGCCAGAGUGGGGGGUGCAGUGGCCUUGUUGUUGGAAAACAGACAGAGGUCAAAGGUCAUAAAGAGAGUGGGAAGCCAAACCAGCCCUGCCCCUCCCGUGCAUCGUGUUACCGUGGAAACAAGGCGAGCGUGUGAUGGACUGUUGUCUGCUGUGAUCUGUCCUCUCCACACGGAAUAAAAUACCAUUUGUUUCCUG
Myotis daubentonii (Daubenton's bat) is the source of this 1805-nucleotide messenger RNA. RefSeq names its product FXYD domain containing ion transport regulator 6 (gene FXYD6). The record is from RefSeq and is a predicted model, not a curated record. Gene Ontology annotation, biological process: regulation of sodium ion transmembrane transporter activity. NCBI's taxonomy places the organism in Eukaryota, Metazoa, Chordata, Mammalia, Chiroptera, Vespertilionidae. Gene Ontology annotation, molecular function: sodium channel regulator activity. Gene Ontology annotation, cellular component: membrane.